Molecule: messenger RNA, 2142 nt
Organism: Schizosaccharomyces octosporus yFS286
Lineage: Eukaryota; Fungi; Ascomycota; Schizosaccharomycetes; Schizosaccharomycetales; Schizosaccharomycetaceae
Product: wings apart-like Wapl
Exons: 3
Coding region: 335-2116 (593 amino acids)
Biological process (GO): regulation of chromosome condensation
Source: RefSeq, a predicted model, not a curated record
UUCUCGUAUAUUUUUCUUCAUUUCCUUUGUAAACAGACAUUUUCCUGUACCUACUACAUGUCAAUGAAUUGGUUCACUUCGUCACCCAAACUUGCAAUCCUUGACACGUAGUUUUUAACAUUGAGAGAAGACGGAAGUAGCUUAUUUUGUUUCGGGAAUUUAUUAGGGUAUUUCAUUUAAUAUUUCUUUCCUGUGAUUAGAUGUGUUUUGAGGAUUUAUGGAAUUUGCAGAACCUUACGCGUUAGACUCCUAAAAUACGUGUUGACGUUGAAAAGCAAAAUAAGUUGACUCAUAAUUUACCUAAAUCUGUAAAUAAAUAUAGAAUUAAUUCAUUAUGGGAAAAAGGAAACCAAGCAGUAACGUUCAGGAUGGAUUGCAAAGAAGUUUCUCAGAAUCCAAAGUUUGGGACUUUCUAGACGCGACCGUGGAUCGACAUUUUAAAGAAAGACGGCCAUCAAUGGAUGUUAAAGUCACUAAGCAAUUGCAUAAAAGAAAGAAAGAAAAUUAUGAUAUUUCCCAAAGAGGUGACAAUUCCGAAACCAAAUAUAUCUCCGUACCAGAUUUACAGGACGGUGUACGGAUUUCACAGUAUCCUAAAUCAUCUAAUGGAUUAAAUAGGUCCCAUAGUCUGAAUACUACGGGGACGGACUCUGGAAAUUCUGCUAUGAGUAUUACUUAUCGAGAGCAGCGUUCGUAUGUCGCCGAGACUAACAAUACUGGAGAAAAUGAUAUACUACCAAUAGAUUACCAUAACGCUUCAACGGAUAUUGAUGAGUCCGAGGAUGAAAACACCCAAAUGAAAAGCAUUCACGAACUUCGGUUCGCAGGUGAGAAACAAAGAACUAUGGAUGAAAUAGAAUAUUUAAUAGAUGGAAUAUCAUCAAAAACGAACUCUGCAAACUCAAGAUAUAACAGCUUUUUGGAGAUUUGUGAAAAAGUAUAUGACCGUAUGUUCCGAAUUUGUCUAAAAUCUUCGCAAGACUUCCAGCAGCGCAUCUUCUCAGAAAUUUUUCUUGAAGAUAAGUUACAGACGAUUUCACAAACAUAUAUCUUUUCUUCGAUGGCAGACGAAAAUGACUUUUCUCAGUCUCUCUUGGAAAACUGUUCUGAUGACAUAUAUAAUUUAUUCCAUUCAGCCAUUACUGAACGAGAUCAACGACCGAUACAAUCCCUUAUUCAAGCUUAUUCUAAAACCGUUCAAUCCUCAUUUCGGGGACUAUUCAAUCAUCCCUCUCCGCUAACAAAAGAAUAUAGUAAUGAGACUUUAUCCACUUGUAAUCUAUUAUCUUUAAUAGGUAUCGCAUUAAUGAAGGCUUAUGAUGGUCCUUUUGGCAGCCAUGAUCUCUUUCUAAGAUUAAUGAAGCUAGAAAUUGAACAUGCCGUACCAUUUCUUUUGAAAGAUGGGAUCAAGCAAACAUUUCUUUUGUUUUCUCUCACAUCUACCCUUGAUAAAGCAGAGAAUUUUACCUGGGAUGAUGGUGUUUUAAAGAAACUUUGUGAUCUGUUAUCCUUUCUUCUAAAAUCAACACUCAAAGACAAUGGAAUAUUGAAAGAUAGGGGUUCAGGUGAUUCUCCUUGUUUUUUAAUUAUUUCUUCUUGCGAAAAAUUAGUUCGAACCUUGAUACGUUCUGUCAAUUCAGACAGCUCUUCAGUUUCCACGCUUUGUAAUUCUGAGCUUCCGAAACAACUGUUUGAGGUAUUAAAUGACAGGAAUUUUUUUAAAAAUAAGUCCAACAUGGAACUUCUUAUGAUGAGCUUAGGUCUUCUACUAGAAAUUAGUGAAGAAUCCAAAGUGUUUGUCAUGAAUCUUCCGACAAAGCAAGUGAGCACGUCUAAAACCAUGUUAGACGUUCUGCUUCAAUUUUACAAAGAACAGAAGUCUAAAGUUGAAUUAAGUGGAUAUGCUGCUAUGAUAUUAAUUCAUUGUAUCAUCACUGAUUCACAGACGUUUGAACAAAUCAUACCCAUGGCACCUCAGCUAAAAGCGACUCUUAUUGAAUUUAAGAAUUUUCACAUUAGUUUAAAAGAAGAAUUAAUGUUAUUUGGUGCGCAAGGUCUUGCUAUAGUUUCUAUAGUUGACGAUACUUUAGACUCACUUGAGAAGACCUUAAGGUGACGGACGCCUAGGAUCUCAGACCUAAC